AUGCUGCCUGGCUGGAGGACCACCGCCUCGCUGCUGCUGCUGCUGCUGGAGGCCGCCUGCAGCCGCGCCCAGAGCGGAGACGCAGACCCCGACGCAGAACUGGGACUCAGCUGCAGCUCCCACAUCAGCCUGAGCCGCUGCAACCUGACCUGCCGGCUGCUCGGUCGCCGCGGCGACGACGAGGAUGAAGGAGAGAGCAUCAGGAGCAUGCGCGUCUGCCCCCCUCAGCCCCCUCAGCCCCGCCCCCCCAGCCCCCCGCAUCCCCCCUCAGCCCCCCGCAUCCCCCCUCAGCCCCCCUCAGCCCCCCUCAGCCCCCCGCUGCCCCCUCAGCCCCCCCCAGCCCCCCGCAUCCCCCCUCAGCCCCCUCAGCCCCCCGCUGCCCCCUCAGCCCCCCUCAGCCCCCCGCUGCCCCCUCAGCCCCCCUCAGCCCCCCGCUGCCCCCUCAGCCCCCCGCUGCCCCCUCAGCCCCCCGCAUCCCCCCUCAGCCCCCCUCAGCCCCCUCAGCCCCCCGCCUCCCCCCUCAGCCCCCGCAGCCCCCCUCAGCCCCCGCGGCCCCCCCCCAGCCCCCCGCAUCCCCCCUCAGCCCCCCGCAUCCCCCCUCAGCCCCCCUCAGCCCCCCCCAGCCCCCCCCAUCCCCCCUCAGCCCCCCGCAUCCCCCCCCGCCCCCCCAGCCCCCUCAGCCCCCCCUGCCCCUCCCCCCUCAGCCCCCCGCUGCCCCCUCAGCCCCCCCCAGCCCCCCGCAUCCCCCCUCAGCCCCCCGCAUCCCCCCCCAGCCCCCCUCAGCCCCCCGCUGCCCCCUCAGCCCCCCUCAGCCCCCCGCUGCCCCCUCAGCCCCCCGCUGCCCCCUCAGCCCCCCGCAUCCUCCCUCAGCCCCCCUCAGCCCCCUCAGCCCCCCGCUGCCCCCUCAGCCCCCGCAGCCCCCCUCAGCCCCCACACCAGAACUCCAGUGAGGCAGACAAGAAGAGAUGCUUCAGCGCGGUCGGAGACACGGUGUCGUCGGCAAAGCUGUACCCCGUGAAUCAGGUGAACGUGACGGUGCGGCUGAAGAGCGGAGGCCGGCUCUCAUCCACGUUCGUCCUGCAGAAGAUAGUGAAACCGAUGAGUCCGCAGGUCUGGAACGUCACCUCGGAACCAGAGCUGCACCGGACCCGGGUUUUCUUCCAGAUCCCUUACAGCAAUGACAUCCUGACUCUGGAGAACCAGCUCUUCCAGCUGGACCUGUGGACCAAAGGAAGCCACGUUACUACCCAGAACGUCUCCAAGCAGGACUUCCUCCAGAUCGACAUGCAGCACCUGCGUAAGAACGCUGAGUACCAGGUGAGAGUGCGGGCCAUCCCUCAGGGGGGUCUGCAGGGAACCUGGAGCGAGUGGAGCCCGGUGGUCACCUUCUCCAUGGGGUCAGGAGGAGAAACGCCUGAGUGGCAGAUGAGCGUGUGCGCGGUCGUGCUCAGCCUCCUCCUCCUGGUGGUCCUCCUCAGCGCCGUGGUCUUCUGGAAACACAAGAUCUUCACCUACAUGUGGCCCAGCAUCCCCCACCCCAAGCAGACGCUGGUCCAGAUCUGCAAACCCGACAAGGGGCUGCUGCUCAACCUCAACCCUGAGGUCUUCAGCUUCCUGAAGGUCCACCCGCUGGAGAUCUCCCACUCUGAGGAGGCGGAACCGCCGGCGGGUUCUGCAGACGACUGCCGGUCCGACUGCCGGUCCGACUCCACCCAGAGCUCCGACUGCAGGAGCACCACCAGCGUCAGCACCGAGGAGCUGGAGAUGUCGGCGCUGCUCGGCCGGAGCUCGUCGGACGGCGAGGACAGCCGGCGGAGCGGCGGCCCGUCCCCCGCCAACACGCCGCCGCCCGGCGCCGAGGCCCAGAACCCUCAGCGCCAGCACGCCGGCCCAGGAGACGGGUUUGGGCCGAAGCAGCCGGAGGAGGCCUACGUCACCAUGUCCAGCUUCUAUCAGAUCAAAUAGAACCAGAACCUUCAAACUUGUGAGAACUGCACUGACGGACCCGACCCAGGCCCGGUUGUCUCCCUGGACCUUCCAGAACUUUCCAGCUUCCUCUCCAGACCAGCGCCAGCCUCUCUCAGAACUUUAAACCUUCUCUGUCCUCUGAGCUGCUGCUCCGCUCCGGCUGGAGAACCUUUCAGGGUUCCCGGUCCGCUUUAGACCCAAACCCUGAGAACAACCGGUUCCCUGCUCACACUACCCGGAACACGGUCACAUGCUCCACCCCAGCCAAUCAGAGCCCAGCGCCGCCGGCUCGCUUGGACUCCAUGAACUUCAUAGAUCUGAAUGUAGCAGUCGGGCCGGUUCUGGCCGCUGAGCCGGACCUUCUGGGCCGGACCAACAGCUGUUCUUUUGUUUGUUACCAUAAUCUAGGAGGAUGUAGAAGGUUCUGCUGAUGCGUCUCAACCCGAGCGGUUCUGUUGGUUGUGCUGAACACGGUUCAGAGCCACAGCAGGAAGUCAGGUCGACCCGUUUCCUCAGUUUUAGCUGAAAAUCACCCAAACAGAACCAGAACUUUCCUCUUCUUGACCAGAACCUUUAAUAGGAUUUCAUGCAGAGAAAAGAAAGGGCGACCAGAACCACUAAAAGAUCCCUGGGUUCUGUUAUGUAAACACAGGCAGGGUUCUAAGACCGACCCAAACACCCUCACUUGUCACCAGAACCUUCCCAGCAGUCUCUAGAACCACCAGAACCACUCGUUACACUUAAUAACUGCUAAUUAGAACCACCUACAGAUCCAUUUGGCCUUCUCACUACAGCAUCUGGUUGUCUCUUCAGAACCAGAACCUGCAAACUAACCUGUCUAACCCAGCAGGCAGGACAACCCAAAACCUUUAGUAGAACCCAAUGGUACCAGAACCAGGAAAAUCCAAAUAAAUCACUAAAAAGACCAGACCAGAUAAGGUUUUUAAAAUCCAGAACCUUUUCCCUGUAGACCAAGGCAAAGGUUCUUCUGCCACCAGAACCUUGUCAAACUUUCAGCUGAAACCCAGAAGGCCGUCUUUACGAGGCAAACGGACCCGGUUCUGCUGCAGGAGUCCAAACUGAAGCCGGUCCUAAGCGGUCCGGCCCGCUCGGGUUCAGGUGAUCACAGGUAAAAAUGUAACGGCAGUCUGAGUUGUUCAUGUUCAGCCUCCAGAACCGCCUGAGUGGUUCCUGGUGUUCAGCCCGGUUCUGUUGGUCUCCUGGUUCUGUUCUGGCUCCCUGUAGAAACACCAGCUGCUCCCACCUGGACCCGGAGAACCUCGUUUGUCCCACGGCGCUGAAACGUAUCACGCAGGGGACUUUCCGUUGCUAUGGUGACCUGCUUGUUGUGAUCGUCGUCACGGAAACCCAAAGACGCUGCUGCUGUAAAACUGGACCGGACCCGACCGGACCGGACCGGACACUUUAGGAGCAUCCAGCCCAGAACGACUGCUUGGUGGCAUUAAACGCUGAAAACACGCUGUAGGUCGGAGCACUCGGCCUUUAUUUAACCUGUUUAUGCUCAAUAAAGUGAGACGUGAAAGAGAA
Molecule: messenger RNA, 3516 nt
Organism: Fundulus heteroclitus (mummichog)
Lineage: Eukaryota; Metazoa; Chordata; Actinopteri; Cyprinodontiformes; Fundulidae
Product: tyrosine-protein phosphatase non-receptor type 23
Exons: 9
Coding region: 1-1965 (654 amino acids)
Biological process (GO): positive regulation of receptor signaling pathway via JAK-STAT; hemopoiesis; cytokine-mediated signaling pathway
Cellular component (GO): external side of plasma membrane; membrane
Molecular function (GO): cytokine receptor activity; protein binding
Source: RefSeq, a predicted model, not a curated record